AUGGCGUUUCUUCGCGGAAUUCCCGAGACUAUCUGGAACUAUGUCAGUCCGCGCAAGAUACAACACCAGCGGGAGAAGCCGUUCGCGUUCAAGGCGCCCGCAAUCCCCACCCGAGUCACGACCCUUCCUAAAAAGACCUCACCACUCACACGGGAGAUGAGUCCAGAAGUGCCUGUCAAGACAUGCGAUCCGCCAGCCUCAAACUUCAACAUCGACGCGACCUUGUUGCCGCCGUCCCCUCCAGCAUCAGCCGUCUCUUCCAAAGACCUAGAGAGCGACAUGCUAGCCAAAAAAUCACCCGCCACGCGAGACGACCUGACAGAGGGCUCUUCUGCCGACUUGUGGGAUGCGAACGAGGAAACCAUGGUUGUCGAUGACGGAACUUACAUGAUUGCACAGAAGAAAGUGAAUCACGACCAAGAGAGGCAGAGACAGGACCAGCAAGCGCGUGAGCUGCGCGAUGCUGGUUGGUCUGAGGACGCUGUCUUCCUUUUCCAGAAGCUGGGCAUGCGCGGCUUCGAGCCAUUGAUGCCCAUCAGCUGGAUCGCUGACCUUGAGACCGUUCCCGCAGACCUCUUCACCGAGAACAUUGACAAGGCAUUCAUCAAACCAGCCUAUGGCACCGAGCACAGUGCGCAGUAUGCUCUUGAGAAGCUCUUCGAUCUGGGCAGUGUCUCUCGUGACGCUUGGCACACACGCACGAAGCGGGCUCCUCAUUUCCAGAUUGGCAAGGCCGUCAAGGCGUACACGAAGUGGGCUAUGAAGGAUGGCGGAGUUGAACACCUCUGGUCCCAACUCCCGCUAUUCCAGACCGUCACCUUCUCAAAGCAUGUGCACCCGGCGGUUGGAGAGCGCAAGAUGAUCGAAAAGCUCGAUCGUCUGCACGAGUUGUGGUAUGAUGCCCUGCAGAUCGACCAGGCCACAGACCGAGGAGAUUCCAAUGUGCCUGAAGUUCCGACACUGUAUGGCAUUACCGCAACGCACACCGUUAUGGCUUUUGUGAGCUACGCGCCUUCGACUAAGAAGAACGAACAGUCUUCUGUGCGUCUGCUCGCCAUGUACGACUUCAUGCAGGAAGGUUGCGAUGUCUGGAAUUCCCUUGCCAUUUCCAUCUUCAUCAUACAUUGCAGGAACAGGAUGAUGCAGCUGAGGGAAUGGCUCCCCGAGCCAGAGAUUUCAAUUGAAGAAGAUCCUGAUCUUUGA
This is a messenger RNA of Alternaria arborescens, 1203 nucleotides long. RefSeq lists its product as hypothetical. The record is from RefSeq and is a predicted model, not a curated record. The coding region runs from base 1 to 1203 and encodes 400 amino acids. The transcript has 2 exons. NCBI's taxonomy places the organism in Eukaryota, Fungi, Ascomycota, Dothideomycetes, Pleosporales, Pleosporaceae.